Messenger RNA from Venustampulla echinocandica, 3972 nucleotides. RefSeq lists its product as uncharacterized. NCBI's taxonomy places the organism in Eukaryota, Fungi, Ascomycota, Leotiomycetes, Helotiales, Pleuroascaceae. The transcript has 4 exons. Bases 1 to 3972 code for a protein of 1323 amino acids. The record is from RefSeq and is a predicted model, not a curated record.
AUGUCGCUGAAUGGCUUGGAUGAUGUGAAGCUCAAGGAAGCGCACGAUGCCGCUGUGGCCGAGCCAGGAGGAUGGUUUCUUCUCAAAUAUAUCUUGCGAGAUGAGGUGGGUCUUCUAGGACGUGGAAAUGGGGGCAUCGUGGAGAUUCGGAAUACCAUAGCGACUUACGAAGAGCCGUCGCCUCUAUUCGGAUUCCUACGCUAUAGGAGGAGAAAUGUGCUUAUCAAGUACAUUCCUGAAGAUUGUUCGAGAUUGGUUCAGGCACGCGUUACCGUUCACUUCAACGCUGUUACGGAGCGAUUUUCUCCUCACGAUACCGUGUUUCCCAUAUCCAAUUCUAAAGAACUUCGAGAUACCUCACUCUCUGCAGCAUGUUCGUUACAUACCGCCUCUGGGUCUACAUCUUCGUCAACGAGCUCUCUGAGGGGCCGGCGGCUAAUGGAAAUUGCUGAAGAUGAGGAGGAAGACACUCGAAAGAGACAGUCAACUGUUCUAGAAGAGCGCCCAGUGACUGCAAAAGCCCCUUCAGUUUCCGGAGUGCAGAUCUCCUCUCCACCAGAGCCUCCUACGAAUUCACUCCCGACUUCCACUUCCUUUUCGGCCAAAAUCGCUGAGCUCGAAACAUCACCACCUCCCCCUCGAGAGCCUCACGAUUCUAGGGCUCGGUCACGCUCCCCAACAAAACAUACCGACGAACCAGAACCUCGAAAAUCAUCCCAGUCGACAAGACCCAACCUCUACACCUAUAAUAGUCAUAGUUCAAUGGGCAGGCCAAAAGUAAAGUUGGGACCAAGGCCUUCACUCGAUGUGAGCGGGAGGCCGCAUACUUCCGGAGCAACUUCCCAUUAUCGUCCAGUCUCUACACUUCCUGUUGGGUUGAAAAUUUUCUCAAAGGGAUCCAGGAAAGGAACUGGGAGACCGCAGUCCCAAUACAAUGUGGAACCCCCUAGCAUGACUAUUUCGCCCCCGCCAGUACCAGAUUCCAUGUUACCAUCAUUCGCAACCGCUCCCUCACGGCCUCAUACUAGCGGCGGUCGACCGCCACCUAGUCCUACUGCUUCAAUUAGGCCUCUAAUAGGAACUAACCUGAAUGCCGCCAAAACAUCUUCCAUUACUCCUGAAAAGGCACGACUUAUGAAGGCUUUGGAGCUCCGCAAGAAGCAAAUGAGCGCACCACAUCCAGUGGAACCGCUCUCACCAAGUCCCAGUACCAAUCUCGACGCUCCAAGAGCUGAACCGAAUAGACUAUCUAGAACGCCAAAGGACGUUAAUGACAGCUUAACUGUACUGGAUGACAUGUUGAGGGGGGAUGAUUCCGGGAUCUCAUUUGGCCAUAGCUCGACCCUGAAAACUGACGAGUCCGACGCAACGAGAUCAGAUUCAUAUCCAGCAUCACCUGUCGGGCCUUCAGAGCAUGCCGAAUCAACGAAGGCUUCGUCAAUUUCCGAAUCCACAGACCAAACCGUGCAGGACGCGGACAACUCCAAGCCACCGCCUCAGGUGGCGGAACCAGAGUUGGACGACAAUAUUUCUAAUAAUGUGGACAAUCAAGAGCCUGUGUCAUUGCACGAGAAGGGCGUAGAAAUAGGGGAUGUUGAGUCCGACUUUCAACUACCACAAACCACGUACGAGCCUGAAAGCCAGACAACACCUACGCAAGAUAGUACAUCAAAGUCCUCCUCGGAACCAUCGGAAUUAGCACUAGAGGAGCCUUAUAAGAAGGAUGAUGAACCGAUAGCAACUGCAACUGAUCACCCUCUCGCGACCUUCCAUGUUCCAGUGCCUCAGGUUGCAGAAGCCCAGGUUGCAGAAAUCCCCCAGGUUGCAGAAGCCCAGGUUGCGGAAAACCCCCAGGUUGCAGAAGCUCCGGUCGAAGUUUCCACCACAGAGGAAAUCCCAACAGAGGAAAUCCCAGUUACUGUUCAGGAAUCAGAAACCACGGCUAUUCCAGUACCUGUCGCCCCAACGAAGUCUCCCGCAAAACCCGAACCCAAGGAAUUGAAAAUCCCUAGAUCGAAGUUCAGCAUGCAAAACCUCCAAUCCGAUGAGGGAACUCCAAGCAUACCAACACAGCCAACCCCACAACCAACUCUCUUGUCAACUUUCCAUACUCCUCAAAAAUCGCCAAUUGUAAGCACCAUCUCCGUUGACGUAAGGGAGCCAACCGCGGAAGACGACCAAGCGAACGCAGACCAGAUAACAAAUAAACGCCAAAAUCGACGGGGGCUUAUCGAGCCUAUUCGGACAGAUCUUGAGUUGACUGAUAGAAGUAACCGCAAUUCUGAUGCUAAUUUCUCUUCCGAUGAAGAUCUUAUGGACGAGUUACAGUCGGCAGUGGUUGAAGAGGCAAAACCCGUUUCGGUUUCAAAGACUCCGAUGACGCCUUUAUCACCUACUGUUAAGAAAGCGGACACAUGGCGGCACAGACUUUCCCGCGCAGCCUCCAAUCCUUUACGAAAAGAAGAACCGGAGUCUCAGUUACUCACACCUCCCGCUAAGCAUGAGACGGUACGGUCCGCUUCUGCAUCUUCUGCUUAUUUAAACCGGAUCAACCAGGAGGCUGCAAAGCCCAUCGCCAAGAAAGUCAAUCUGGGUUCUGGGAUUUCGCAAAGAAUCAAGGCGUUGGAGAAGCUCUCCAGCACGGCCCCAGGAGCUACCGCUGCUCCAACUGCGGCUUCUCCUGCUGCAGGAGCCACAUCGUUCUUCUCGGUUAGGAAGAGCAGUAUCCGUAGACCUUCGAAAUCUUCGUCUAUUGCUGAGAGAACAAAUUCGUUAACCAAGAACACACCAUCACCCUCUAUAUCUCGCGAAUCUUCACCAGAAACUGUGAAGGUCCGUGACAGAUCUAGCUCUAUCAAAAACCGUGUUAGCGCAUUUGAACCCAGUCCGGUUCCCUUCGAUCGGCCAUCUCGAUCACGGCCUGAGUCUAUCUCUGUCACUGCAAGGAUAAUUAGAGACCCAGCACAACCUUUCCAAACACAGCCAGAAGUCGGCAAAGACCCCUUUGAAUAUGCUCCUUUAGAUCUCAAACAAUCUCCGUUGGUAAUUAACCACCAGAAAGCAGUUGUCAAGCCUGCAAAGGAAACCAUCCAAGAGAGGCGUCUUUCGAAAGAAAAGAGGCUGUCAACGUCGUCCGAGGCAACAAACACCACCCCGAAAGGUCGAAGAUCAUCUAUCACGGUAGUAAAAGACCUGAUCAAUGAUACCCGUUCCUCGUUCGCUGAGCGUCGCCGGUCGAUAAAUUUUGACCCAUCAGCCUCAUCAACAAAUCUUAGGACCCCUUCUCGGCCACCCUCCGUCAAGUCUCCAUCCCGCCCACCAUCUACCCACGCAUCCCCCAUACAUCAAAGAUCCAUGUCUAUUAGCAGCCGUUUAUCUUCUUCUAGUCACGACCAGAACAUAGUUUCCCCAGCACCUCUAACAUCUGACUAUGCGUCCUCGAUUGGCGAGGAAAAAAGCGACAAGAAGUCCAACCGAGCUAGUCGAAUGCUUCGAAGAAUGUCAUCUUCUCUUUCAUCGGGUCGUAAGGCCAUAUCUCACGCAGUGUCUCCCACCGUCCGCGAAGAAUCUGAGCCGCCGAAUAACGGUUUCCCGACUUCUAUGUCACCUCAUCCUUCAACGCCCCCCACACCUAAUAUUAAUAUUGGAGAUGUUAAUGUCCAAUUUCCUGAUAGUCUACUCUGGAAGAGACGCUCGAUGCUACUCGACCCUCGUGGAUCUCUCCUUCUGGCGCCGCUAACAACUAGCGGGAACGCAAAGAAUCAAACUGGCGGCGCCACUCGAAGAUUCCAUCUCAGCGAGUUCAGGCCGCCUGUGAUCCCGGAUGUCGAGAUGCAGGAGCUUCCAAACAGUGUUGUACUUGAUUUCUUCGAAGGAGGGGGAUUACAGGUUGCGUGUGAAGAUCGGGCUGGUCAGGGACGGAUAUUUCAGGCUCUUCAAGAAGCUCACCGGACAUGGUCAGCACACGGAUAG